AUGAUAUCAUACAAUGGUGUUGAGACAUCAAGCGCAGAAAAUGCAAAAAUACCUCAUUCUCUUAUCGAUAUCACUGUGCCCUGUAAACGCGCAGCACCUACAUCAAAUCAGACUUUUUAUAACUACGCAUAUGCAGUAGAUUUAUCAGGAGCGUUACCUUAUAACACAUUCAAUUGCAUCAAAUCAAAUGGAUAUAGCGCCGUUUUUGUAAGGGUCUACGAUCCUUCCGGUGUGGGCAUGUUCGAUGCUAAUGCUGUCAACAACAUUCGCAGUGCUUAUCAAGCUGGUCUUGGAACAGAAGUUUUCAUGACACCCUUGUUGCGUUCUAUGAAAAGAGGCAGUGAGCAAUUUAGAGAACUUUAUGAUGGGCUCAGAUAUGGCAAUAUUCAAGUCAGAACCGUUUGGGUUCAGGUUACCUCACCUGUUAACUGGGGACCAAACACCCAAGAAAACAUUAACUUCCUCAACGACAUAAUUAUGGCAGCUAAGUCCUAUGGUAUUGCCAUCGGUAUUUAUACGAACGCCUAUGAUUGGGAUCAGAUCACAAAAGGAGCCAAUGUAGGGAAUGUCAUGCUAUGGUACUGGAGUGUUUACGGUGCAGGACCAAGAGUAGUCAACAGAGACGCUUACACCAUGAAUACAGUGAAGUAUGGAAGUAAACUGCUGCAAAAAUCGGAUGGAAAGAUAGUGGUUGGCCUUCUUGGAAGCACUAUGGUAUUUGUACAAAGUGUAUAAACAAACAUUGUAAAUAGAGCAGAUACUAAU
This is a messenger RNA of Cylicocyclus nassatus, 765 nucleotides long. Lineage: Eukaryota; Metazoa; Nematoda; Chromadorea; Rhabditida; Strongylidae. The record is from the annotation of a GenBank genome assembly.